Xenopus laevis (African clawed frog) is the source of this 3240-nucleotide messenger RNA. It is a transcript of the gene nptxr.L, whose product is annotated as neuronal pentraxin receptor L homeolog. Lineage: Eukaryota; Metazoa; Chordata; Amphibia; Anura; Pipidae. The coding region runs from base 212 to 1651 and encodes 479 amino acids. The transcript has 5 exons. The record is from RefSeq and is a predicted model, not a curated record.
AGCAACGGCUGUGCACUACAGAGUGAGGCUUGAGCUGAGAGAGCUGCCUGUCAGGUUCUAUCCAUUUGCCUGAACACUCUCUGCCGAGAAAGGGCUUGUCUUUAUUAACAAAGGGGCUGUCUAUCCCAGCGUAAGUGCCUUCUUUUCUCUGCUAAGGUGCCCCCUUGAAGCUGUCACCCUGAAGUUUCUGGCAGUCCUAUUGGUGGCAGGAAUGCUUGCAUUCCUGGGUGCCAUCAUAUGCAUUAUAGCAAGUGUCCAUCCAGCAGCCAAGGGACCUGUCCUUGGUGCUGACAAUGAAUCUGCUUCUACAGCUCCAAUGGAGAAGAGCUUGGGAGCUCUCCAUGGUGUUAAAACCUUGUAUGGCACCAAAGAUUCCUUUCUGGAGGUCUCGGGUUCCAAGAGCCAGGCCCCUCCAAGCUUCAGCAGGCUCCUGUGCACCCCCCUGGAAAUGGAGUGCCCGUCUGAUGUACAGAGAGAUGCCCCGCAGCCUCCUGGAGAAGAGGUGCUCUCUUUGCAGAGCACAGCAGAACAGCUGAGACAGACUGUGUUACAGCAGAAAAAGCAGAUCCUCACUGACCAAGAGGCCAUAAGGGAGCUGACCGGUAAGCUCAGUCGCUGUGAGAAUGGCUUGGACAAGAGUUAUCGGGAGGGUGCAGAUGGCUGGGGACCCAAGGAAGGAGCUAUGGGAGAUCUGCCCCUCGACUCCCCUCAGGCAGUGCAGGAGCUGGAAGAGGCAGUCAGGACACUGAAAGAUCGCAUUGAGAAAAUUGAGACGGAGAUUCAACAACGAGUGAAUAAUGCAUCUUCUCCAACCUCAGCCUCACCAUCCCCUCUUCAUGGACGUGAUUCCCUGCAAUCCAAGAUGCUAGAGCUGGAAGCCCAACUUCUGGCCAAGCUUCAGGAACUAGAGAAGGAACAGACCACAGCCUCUGGAGAAAGAGACAAACAGGAUAUAGAGAAAGAACUAAGCAUUUUACAGAAUCGCAUUGCAGAACUAGAACAUGGAAACCCAGGGUACAACCCUGAAAAUUUCAAGCUCAGCUUUUCAGUCCGUACCAACUACAUGUAUGGGCGUGUGAAGAAGACUCUUCCAGAGCUUUAUGCGUUCACCAUCUGUAUGUGGUUGAAAUCCAAGGCAUCUGCAGGGUCCGGAACUCCCUUCUCUUACUCAGUACCGGGUCAGCCUAAUGAAAUUGUGUUGUUAGAAUGGGGGCACAAUCCAAUGGAGCUUCUUAUCAAUGACAAGGUCACACAGUUGCCUCUGAGCCUAAAAGAUGGGAUGUGGCAUCAUAUCUGUGUAGCCUGGACCACGAGGGAUGGCAUGUGGACAGCUUUCCAGGAUGGGAAGAAAAAAGGCUCCAAAGAGAACCUCUCUGCUUGGCAUCCCAUCAAACCCAAUGGAGUUAUUAUAUUAGGACAAGAGCAGGACACAUUAGGUGGUCGUUUUGAUGCAACACAGGCAUUCGUGGGUGAAGUGGCACAGUUGAACAUGUGGGAUCGAGUUCUGACCCAGACAGAAAUAGAGGGCAUCGCCAACUGUACAGCACCUCUUGUAGGUAACCUCGUUCACUGGGAAGACCGCCAAGUGGAUGUUUUCGGAGGAGCCACAAAGGGGAUAUUUGAAAGCUGCGAGGAGCGCCUUGGCCACUGAAUUACCUGAGCAUCCAAGCUUUCCUCCUGCACCCUACCUUCCCUUUAGUGUCACCAUUGCAGGAUUGUGCAGCUAUCAACAAGACAGCACAAAUUUGAGUUACCAGCAACACUUUCAAAAUGAGUAAUGUUUGUGGUUAGUAAAAGGGUUUAGGAUGAAAUCUUUUCCAGAUAAUCUUAAAGCAGACAUCUUAAUUAUGGCAUCUUUUUCCUCUUACCUAACCACAGGCUGUUGACUUCCACUAGCUGAUAAUAAAUGAGUUGCAUUAUCCUGGGCUCAGAGUCCUGCAGUAACAGCAACACUUCAGUAACCAAUAGCACAAGCACAAUGUCAGCACAAGAAAUUCUUGCUGUUCACCUUACUGCCAGUACAUUAGGCAGCUUAAUGUUUCAUCAGUUUAAUAUGUUCUGAGAAAACACUUUUAGCAUUUUAUCUACACAAAUCCCUGCUCCUCUUGGCCCAUGAGAUAUUGAUGUAGGCUACAGAUUGGGAACAGUCUGCCAAAACAAUAAUGGGAGUAGCAGGAUGAAAAUCACGCUGAAAAUAGGCUGUUUUCUCUUUCAUUAAAAGGGAAAGGCUAGAACACUGGACCAUUUAACAACAUAUGAUAGAAUACAUAUUUCUCUCAUGCCACACAUAUUUUAUAGAGAUAAUUGCAAUUUUCCCACAAAAAUUCAAGGUACAGUGCACACAGGGAAAGGUUAUAUUUUCUAUUUACCUUUAAAGUGUGGGCAAAGCCCAACUUCAGAUUAUUUAUAUUUUAUACAUCGUAAAAUAUUUUAAGAACAAUUGCCUUACAAACCUACCAAACAAUAAAGUAUUUAACCUAGCACAUAUUCUUUCUUUUCUUUUUAGUUUUUAUUUUAUUCUUAUUUAUUACAUUUCUAUUUUUCACCUUCAAACAAUUCAAAGAAAGCUAAGUGAAAAAAAUAAAAAUACUAUAUUCUAUACUUUUAAACAUUUGAGGGUAUAAGAAUUUCAUUUAUUUUUGUAUUUUUAUUCUUAAAUUUCCCUGACUGGUGAAUUUUAAAUGGACAAAUUUUAAUACAAUAUAACUACAAGAUUGUGGUGAGAGUAUUUCAACUACUGUAAAUAAUCAACUUCUAAGAUAGCUGCUUUAAGACAUAGCUCUAGGAGAACAAAGAACAUUAAUAUCUGUAACUCAGAGAUCCUCCCUUGUCCGUACAUAAGCUUCAUGGGGCUGCAAUCAUGUAAUCUCUAUGGUUCUACUUUGUGAUAUCACAAUAUUGACUCACUGUGACAUAAGACAUCACUGCCAUUUUCUCUUUCAGAGUUCUUCCAUAUUUCUAAACUAUUUCACUUCUUAUAUAAAUGUAUUGUGUUAACUUUGAAGGUUUCUCUUAAAAGUUCAUCAGGACCACAAGAAUAUAUUCUUUCUUGCUUUUUCAUAUUCUCUCAUUUCUUCCUUCCAUUGCCCUAUCCCACCUUCCUCCCAUCCCAAUGUCUUUAAAUUGUCCUAAUUCUCCUUGAAUUCUACUUGCUUGAUCUUUUGGAACAUUUGUGAAUUGAAUUGUGUCUAUUUUGUAUAUUAUCAGUGCUGGAAAUAAAGAUGGAAUUGUGUUUGUUUA